AUGGGUUAUACAAUACCUCUUAACAUCUGUGUUACCUAUGGAUUUAUCAAUUUUUGCACAUCUCUUAUUCAUAAUAUUUUUAUCGUCUAUCAUGUUCAAGUAUUCGUUUCAAGUUUUGGACUCUCAAGAUUUUCUUUUUGGCUUUCUGAAUUGCUAUUUCUUAUUUGGAACUCCUUGAAUGACACCCUAUUCGGGUAUCUUAUUGAUAAACGCCUUCUUGGCGGCAAAGUAACCGACCGAGCUAUCGCUUUUCGCAGAGCUCGCACCAUUAGCUAUUGCGGCCCCUUUCUCGCCUUUACAUUUCUAUCUACCUGGUUCCCGCAUUGGUUACCCGGUUUUCCCGGUCUUCGAUUCGUAACUGUCCUCUGCUCUUAUGAUACUGUUAUCACGCUACUAGAUCUUAUGAAAGGUGCCUUACUUGCCGAUUUAGCCGUUUCUCAGAAUGAUCGAUCUCGUCUUGGCAGUUCAGCCUCAAUAGGUCAAGCUCUCUCUGCCAUUGGUCUAGUGGUAAUAUCUUGGUGGUUCGACAAUGGUACUGACGCUUAUCUCUUUGAAAAUCCGUUCAAUAAUAUCAAAUCUGAUCCAAACAUCCAUUCUUUGUCCUACGAGUUCCAGGCACUCGCGCUCUUUGUUGCUAUGUUUUCUGCGGCGGGAUUGUUUUUCAGUGGCAGAUGGUUGGCUAAAAUGACUUUAAGAAGAUCAGUGCAAUCUCCUAUGUAUUUCAUUGUCACUUUAAUAGCAAUUUCUUCCCCCUCUUCUCAAAAACCCUCCUCGGCGCUGGCCAUGAAAGUCUAUUCUGCGCGAUACUUGGUAAGAUCUCUUGUCUGCAUUUGCAAGCUUGUAAAUCCCACUUAUCUCUCUCUCUCUCUCACUGUGAUGAUCUCUCUGUUUCGAGGAAUUUCAUUCGUACUACCACAUAUCAACAACAUUUUCCUACUGAAGGCUAGUGAAACCUAUGGCACGUAUGUCGUUAUACGUGGUCUCUUCUACGCCAAGGUCGUUCUUGGUGUGAUUCUUUUAUUCUCGGACCCCUCGAAUAUAGUGAUUUUGAGUCUGUUCUUGGCCAGCAAUCGGAUAUUCACGGAAGGCAUCUGCAAGCUCCUCUCUCAAGUAAUAAGCGAUCUGGUGGAUGAAGAUCUCGUUCUUAGUCGACGAUCUCAACCAGUCUCGGCACUGAUCUUCGGCGCAACCUCACUCCUCGGUCGUCCAGGACAGAGCUUUGCCCCAUUGGUCGGCUAUGCUCUUCUCUCCUUCCUCACGAGGAGUUCAGAGAAACCAGAAGUCAGCGCAUCGACUGAAAGUCUUCGUGGAGCCUGUUUCAUUCUUGCAUGGUCAUUAGUGAUAUUCGUCGGUCUAUCCCAACUGGCAAUCUGGUCGCGAUUUGGCCUCCAUGGCGAUUACUUGGCCAGAAUCAAGAAAGCACGAAUCAAUAUCAUGGAUCAACAUUCAUCACCUUCUCAAUACGUUCUCUCGCCUCCUAAUCAAUCCUUAGUAUAUUCCACUGGAGGCCCAUUCGUCCCAGCGUCUCGUGUUAUAUGGAUAUAG
Rodentolepis nana is the source of this 1545-nucleotide messenger RNA. The record is from the annotation of a GenBank genome assembly. NCBI's taxonomy places the organism in Eukaryota, Metazoa, Platyhelminthes, Cestoda, Cyclophyllidea, Hymenolepididae.